CGCUCUCCCCACGUAGCUUCCUUCAGUCAAAUCCACAUGUCGCCCCCCUAUUGCUAGAAGCCCGAAACUAUCUCACCGUACGGACCUCACCACACAGACCGCAAAGAGAGCCGCACCCCAUUUCUUAUUCCAAACCAGUUCACACACUCCAACGUAGAAAGUGUACUGUAAAGUGUAAACCCAUCCUCCUCACUUGCUUUGUUUCCAACAUCUACUGCGAAUUCCGAUCGAAUUCCGAGUUUUCGGUUUCGUGGACGAUGGUGAAGAAAUCGGCCGAGAAUGGGUCGGAUUCGGUGGCGCCGUUUCUGAAGAAAUGCUACGAGAUGGUAGACGACGAGGCCACGGACUCGAUCAUAUCAUGGAGUCAGACGGGUGGGAGCUUUGUCAUCUGGGACACGACAGAGUUAUCGGUCCAAUUGCUUCCGAAGUACUUCAAGCAUAGCAAUUUCUCAAGUUUCAUGAGGCAACUCAACAUCUAUGGUUUUAGAAAAAUUGAUGCAGACCGCUGGGAAUUUGCAAAUGAUGGAUUUGUCCGAGGGCAAGAACAUUUGUUGAAGAAUAUCUGUAGAAGGAAAAAGUCACAGCAGCCUGAAAACUCUGAUGAACCAGGAGAAAAGAUUGAAAACUUAGAUCUGUGGAAGGAAAUUGAGAACUUAAAGACAGAUAAAAAUGCUCUUACGCAGGAGUUGGUCAAUCUUAGGCAGCACCAGGAAAUUUCAGAUAAUAAGUUGCUCCUCUUGAGAGACCGCCUUCAAGGAAUGGAAAAGAAUCAGCAGCAGAUACUGUCAUUCUUAGUGAUGGCCAUGCAAAACCCUGGGUUUUUAGUUCAGCUGCUUCAGCCAAAAGAAAAUAAUUGGCGCAUGGCUAAAGCGGCCAAUAUUCUUGAAGUGGGUACAGAGGAUGAUAGACCAUUAGCUUCUGAUGGGAUGAUAAUAAGGUACCAGCCACCAGUGGAUGAAACACCAGAACCUGUACAGAUACGAACCCCAGGUUCAGAAAAAAAACAAGAAAUUAAUCCUCCUCCUGAUGGGAUGAAAGAUUUUUUUCUGAAUGCUGAUUUUUUGAAAAUGCUUAUGGAUGAAAAAAUGUGUUCUUUAGAUAAUCAUGCUCCAUUUAUCCUACCAGAUUUACCUGAUGAUGGUUCAUGGGAACAGCUUCUUAUGGAUGAAAAAAAGUGUUCUUUAGAUAAUCAUGCCUCAUUUAUCCUACCGGAUUUACCGGAUGAUGGUUCAUGGGAACAGCUUCUUUUAGCCACCCCUUUUAUAAAAAAUACUGAAGACAGAAAGAUGGAUAGUGAAGAGCCUAUUGAUUCUGGGAUGGAGAUGGAAUCGACAGAGUCUGGAAGCCAGUGUGAAACAUCUGAAAAUUUUGAACUUUUGAUUAAAGAAAUGGAGAAAUCAAGUAAGUUGGGAAUGUAAUAAUCAGUUUAUAAGGCUUAGUUGGAGAAAUGGCAGCACUUUGAACUUCUAAUGAGCAAAUGGGACCUGUUUUGCGAGCUCUUCUAACACCCUUACUAUGUUAUUCAUCAUAAAAGCGUUCUACAACCAACUUUCUUACAGUACUCAUUAUCUGAUCAAAUGUAAGUUGGCUCUUGCUAUUUCUUUCUUUCACAAAGUAAAAUUUAAUGAAAAAUUCCUAAUCGCGAUUGAUGAGACUUA
This is a messenger RNA of Corylus avellana, 1658 nucleotides long. RefSeq names its product heat shock transcription factor A8 (gene HSFA8). The record is from RefSeq and is a predicted model, not a curated record. Lineage: Eukaryota; Viridiplantae; Streptophyta; Magnoliopsida; Fagales; Betulaceae. Gene Ontology annotation, biological process: regulation of transcription by RNA polymerase II; cellular response to heat. Gene Ontology annotation, molecular function: DNA-binding transcription factor activity; RNA polymerase II cis-regulatory region sequence-specific DNA binding. Gene Ontology annotation, cellular component: nucleus.